AUGAAACUUACCAAUGACAGCGCAGAGCUGCAUUGUGAGGUGAUAGGAAACCCCAUCCCUGAGGUGCAGUGGUGGUUUGUAGAGGGUGAGGAGGAGAACGAGAGCGUCACCCAGCUGUUCGACGGCGCACGCAGCGAGCGCGUCAGAAUCAAUGCCACAUACAUAGCACAUGCCACCAGCAGCAUCCACCUCUCCAGCCUCACCCUCGAGGACUCGGGCACGUACGAGUGCCGCGCCUCCAACGACCCCGACCGCAAUGAUCUGAAGAAGACUCCAAAAAUCAAGUGGAUCCGCUCGCAGGCUAACAUUAUUGUGAUCGAAAGCCCAUACAUCAGCACGGAUCCCUCUGUGGUUACCAACGAGACAUCCGCCGUUCUCAGCUGCAACCUGACGGAUGGUAGCCUCGCUAUAAAGGGCUCCCACUGGACACACAAUGGCAAGAUCAUUGAGGACUCAGAGGGCCCUGCUUCCAAAGCUUAUACAACUUACCAUCUGAAAACGAUCUCCCAUCAGAACAGUGGAAAGUAUGAAUGUGUGUUUGACACGGAUCCUCCGGUGAAGACGACGAUUGAAGUCAAAACUCUUCCCCACGUUUCUGCCUACAAGCACUCUGAGCACGGCAAUGAGAACGACAAAGGUGUGAUGAUCUGUGUGGGUCAUGGCUACCCUCUACCCACUGACUGGAUUUGGUUCAAGGAGGAGAACGGUGCCAAAACUGCUCUUACCAACGGCACUGAUGAGAGGUUUGAGAUCAAGAGCACCCCUAACAAGACCACGCUGACCAUCCAUGAGCUGAGCAUGGAGAAGGACAUCGGCUACUACGAGUGCUCUGGGGUCAAUGACCUGGGGGCCCACUCUGACCGGAUCCACCUGCGCGUGCGCAGCCGCCUGGCUGCCCUCUGGCCCUUCCUGGGCAUCGUGGCUGAGGUCAUCAUCCUCGUGACCAUAAUCUUCAUCUACGAGAAGAGGAGAAAGCCUGAUGAGAUCACCGACGAUGACGACUCAGGAUCCGCUCCCCUGAAGAGCAAUUCCACUUCAAACCACAAAGACAAGAACGUGAGGCAAAGGAAUUCUAACUAGAAGCUAAAAAGAGAUUAUCGUCCAGAUUUCACUCCAGGACUCAGCUGUUGUGGCACAUUGUACUGUGCGCCCUGCAAUUUUAAGUACCUUUUUGUGCUUGGGUGUUUUUAAUGUUUUUAAGAAAAAUUCUUUCACCUCAUUUUUAUUUUUCUUCACUAUCCUUCUUCACAUAGUGCAGUCCCAGUUCAUCGUGUGGAAUAAUGCCUCCUGCCUGAGGCCGCGGGGCAAAUAUUGCAUGAGUUUGAGCGCUGUUCUAGCCAAGUGUGUUGUUGUGAAAUCUGUAGAGACGUACACGUGAGGAAUGCUUAGCUUGUGAUUAUCUUCUGUGGACGCUGACGCUUCCUGCACUGACUUCCGUUGUCACUCUUCGCUUCGUACUCUCCGCUCUGGAUCGGCGUCCCGUGAGCGGGCGCAGAUCCUCAGAGGAUCUGAGACCCCCCGCUGCCAUCUCGAUGCCAUUCUGAUAGGAAAGAGUGGAGUCUCCAUGCAUCAGCCACUGACCGCAUCCUAGCAGAGUUUUGUACUUUGCCUUAACAAACACCUUUUUUUUUUUUUUUAGUCUUUUUGCUUUUUCUUACCCAUUCUGACGUAUGACACUUUAAUUUAAACACCAUAAUGACUUAGAUUUAAUGUCUGCUAGGUUUUUUUCUCACUAAUGAAGAAGUUUUAAGUAGGAUUUUCUUUUUUUUUUUUUUUAUUGUUUUCGAAAACUAAACCAAAAGUUUAGUUGGUCAAUGUCCUUCACAUCCACACUCUAAAUUAAGGACCAAGAGAGAUAACUGUUGCUUCAAUGCAGCUUUAAUACCAUUAUGUCUGAAACUGCUGAAAAAUAUUGGAUCCAUCUUAAUUUUCUCCACCGAUUAUGAUCUGAAACGCUUGUUUGAACGGUUGUCUCUGUUCUCAUUACUCUGUAGAUAAUUCAGAAGCCAUAUGUUCCAUUUAACCUGAGUAGUGUUGUGAUUGGAUGUUACCAUUGCAGAGUUAAAGAAAUGUAAAGACCUGAACACAGUUGUGUGGGAUACUGUACCUUCCAUGAAUGUGGAGUUAACCAUCUCUUGUACGACUUGCACAAGCUGAAAUAAAGGUAUUGAACUUAACACGGUUUACUGAGUCUUUAC
Menidia menidia (Atlantic silverside) is the source of this 2198-nucleotide messenger RNA. Lineage: Eukaryota; Metazoa; Chordata; Actinopteri; Atheriniformes; Atherinopsidae. The record is from the annotation of a GenBank genome assembly.